Messenger RNA from Belonocnema kinseyi, 2722 nucleotides. Its product is annotated as vesicle-fusing ATPase 1-like. Bases 3 to 2270 code for a protein of 755 amino acids. The record is from RefSeq and is a predicted model, not a curated record. Lineage: Eukaryota; Metazoa; Arthropoda; Insecta; Hymenoptera; Cynipidae. Gene Ontology annotation, cellular component: Golgi stack. The transcript has 10 exons. Gene Ontology annotation, biological process: Golgi to plasma membrane protein transport; intra-Golgi vesicle-mediated transport; SNARE complex disassembly. Gene Ontology annotation, molecular function: ATP binding; ATP hydrolysis activity.
GCAUGUGUUGUCAUGUUGUCAGAACCCAGGCUGGAAAGAUGUCAACGAUGAGAAUGAAAGCCGUCAAGUGUCCCACGGAAGAACUCAGCUACACCAAUUGUGCUAUUAUUAAUGUGAAUGACUUCUCUCCUGAUGUCAAGCACAUCGAAGUGAUAACUGGACCAAAUCAGCAUUUCAUAUUCUCCGUAAGAUCUCAUCAUGAAAUAUCUCGUGGAACUGUUGGGUUCUCUCUUUUACAACGCAAAUGGGCAACCUUGUCCCUUCUUCAAGAAAUUGAAGUUCGGCCAUACAACUUUAACUCCACAUCCAAUGCAGCCUGUGUCUGCAACAUUGUUCUUGAAGUUGAUUUCUUGAUGAAAAAAGCAACUACCUUAGAGCCCUACGACACUGAUCAAAUGGCCAAGGAUUUUCUUCUUCAGUUCUCAGGACAGGCAUUUACCGUCGGACAGAUGCUACCAUUUCAAUUUCUAGACAAAAAAGUACUUGGAGUAGUCGUAAAAUCCAUAGAGGCCGUCGACUUAUUAACUGCGAGUUCAGGUCAAAAUGUCAAGCCGAAAAACAUUAAAAUUGGUCGUUGUUUGGGUGAUACAGUCAUCCAGUUCGAGAAAGCUGUAAAUUCAACCCUGAAUCUAGUUGGAAAAUCGAUGGGAAAGAUGGUUCGCCAGUCGAUUAUAAAUCCAGAUUGGAACUUCGAAGAUAUGGGAAUUGGAGGCUUGGAUAAAGAAUUCACGGACAUUUUUAGACGAGCUUUCGCAUCCCGACUCUUAUCAGCUGAUAUCGUUGCGAAGCUGAAUUUUAAACACGUGAAAGGAAUUCUGCUUUAUGGCCCGCCAGGAACUGGAAAAACUUUGAUGGCUCGGCAGAUCGGGAAAAUGCUAAACGCGAAGGAACCGAAAAUCGUGAAUGGUCCGCAGAUUUUGGAUAAAUAUGUGGGCGAGAGUGAAGCGAAUGUCCGUAGAUUGUUCGCAGAUGCUGAGGAAGAAGAGAAAAAGCUGGGACCAAACAGUGGCUUGCACAUAAUAAUUUUCGACGAAAUAGACGCAAUUUGUAAAUCGAGAGGUAGUGUGGGUGGAAAUACUGGAGUUCAUGAUACAGUUGUAAACCAGCUGCUUUCAAAAAUCGACGGAGUGGAGCAGCUGAAUAAUAUUCUUGUAAUUGGGAUGACGAACAGACGAGAUAUGAUUGAUGAGGCUUUACUUCGUCCAGGAAGAUUAGAGAUACAACUUGAAAUAAGUCUCCCUGACGAAAAAGGCAGACUUCAGAUUCUAAACAUCCACACUUCAAAAAUGAGGGAUCACAACAAGCUGUCGCCGGAUGUUGAUUUGAAAGAACUAGCAGCCUUGACGAAAAAUUUCAGUGGUGCUGAGAUAGAAGGUUUGGUCAGAGCGGCUCAAAGUACUGCGAUGAAUAAAUUGGUUAAAGUGACAAAUAAAGUGGAAGUAGAUCCGGAAGCUAUGGAGAAGUUUACGGUUAACAGAGGCGAUUUUCUGUACUCGCUGGAAAAUGAUGUUAAACCUGCUUUUGGGACAAACGAUGAUUGUUUGGACAGAUUGCUUUUGAAAGGAAUCAUUACCUGGGGAAAACCAGUCGCUGACAUACUUACAGAAGCGAAUUUCUGCAUAGAACAAAUGCUCGCUGCGGAAGGACCAGCCCUUAUUUCUGUUCUUUUAGAAGGUCCACGAAAAAGUGGAAAAACUGCCCUUGCAGCUCAAAUUGCUAAGAAUACUAACUUUCCGUUUAUUAAAGUUUGCACGUCAGAGGAUAUGAUUGGUUUCUCUGAACCUGCUAAGUGCUCUGGAGUGGAGAAGGUAUUUACAGCAGCCUAUCGUUCACAACUCAGCUGCAUCGUAGUUGAUAACAUCGAACGGUUCCUAGAUUAUGGACCGAUUGGUCCAAAGUAUUCUAAUUUAAUGUUGCAAACUUUAUCAUUGUUAUUAAACAAAAAACCUCCGCGGGACCGGAAGUUGUUGAUUAUAGGAACCACUAGUCGCAAGCAAGUCUUGGAUGAUCUAGAAAUGCUCUCGGAUUUUAAAAUAAUUCUACACGUGCCAAAUUUAUCAUCUCCCAAUGAUCUUCUCUCUGUUUUGGAAGAAGUCGAUCUAUUUUCGAAAGAAGAACUUGCAAAUCUUCAUGCAAAACUUCAAGGCAGAAGAGCCUACAUUGGCAUCGAGGUAUUACUAGAUAUAAUAGACAGAGUCAGAACCGUGGAAACGAAUUAUCGAAUGAUGAAAUUCCUUUCUAAAUUAGAAGAAGAAGGAUAUCUGGAAUAAAAAAUAUUCAAUUCAAGAAUUUAAUUUUAAAAUUAGAACUGAUUUCAUAUUUGUACUCACAAAGAAAAUGUGUAUUCAUUAUGAAUUAUGAAAUUCAGUUUAUAAGUUUUCAAGUCUUGUGUAUAUUUUGAAAAGGCUCUUUUCAUUCCUUUAAUACCGAAGAAAAAUGUAAGUAACAUUAUUUUCAGUGCUUAAUUCAAAAAUGUUUAUAUCAUUUUUGUAAUUCAGCAUUUGUGAGACAACUGUGAAAUUAUAGGAACAUUUCGUAAAUCAUAAUGAUGUAUGAAUUUUCUUUAAAAAGAUGUCAAAAGUCCAAGGUUUAUACCAUUUUUAGAAACGCUACAAAAUGAAUGAGAAAUGACAAUAAUUAGAGAGUACAAAUUUCUUUCUUCUAGAAGAAAGCUGGGAAUGUAAAUUAACAAAUUAAUUAUAAUGUUGAAAAUCAUUCAAAA